AUAGGAGCAGCAUUAGACUACUACCGGUAAACCGAAACGAAGAAGAAAAAGUGAUCAGCGGAAGAGAUGACGAAAGGGAAAGUUCUGAGUGCAUACCGGGCACUGUUAAAAGCCACUCGGAAAUCAUUCGCCGGCGAUACUCCGAUGCUGCAGGGAUCUGCGGUAGAGGUUCGUAAGAAAUUCGAAGAAAACAAGAAUGUCACCUCCGAAGCUGAGAUCCAGAAGCUUCUCGCAGAGGCCGACGAGGCCGCCGUUUUCAUCACUACCAUGAUCGUCCAAGCACCACUCAAUACUGAUACCAGCAGUUACUUAGUGAAGCCUAGUAAAGAUCAUGCGGGAGCAACCUUUGAAAUUCCUUCUGAAGAAAUUAUUCAGAAGUCAGGGUAAGGAUAGAAGCGAGGAGGUUAGAACGAAGUGUUUUCUCUUCCCGAUUGUUUAUUUUUGCUUAGGAGCAAUAAGUAAUGAUUCUAGUGUUUGGCAGUACUUGAAAUUUUCGCUUAGAUUUCUUCAUUUGGUAGUUUAAGUCUACCUUUUAAUCUGAUGUAUGAUUGUGUGAUGUAGCUCACCUCUUUUAAUGUGUUUUAUACUCAUUUGGGUUUUGGUCCCCCACACAUAGUUUGUCAGCGUUAUAGUUUUGUCGUGAGGACCAAUCUGUCGUGAAAAAAUGGUGACUUACGAGGAUUGAACCCUGAUGCAUGAAAAAAUGAGGAUU
Molecule: messenger RNA, 712 nt
Organism: Trifolium pratense (red clover)
Lineage: Eukaryota; Viridiplantae; Streptophyta; Magnoliopsida; Fabales; Fabaceae
Product: mitochondrial zinc maintenance protein 1, mitochondrial
Exons: 2
Coding region: 67-387 (106 amino acids)
Biological process (GO): mitochondrial respiratory chain complex III assembly
Source: RefSeq, a predicted model, not a curated record